Molecule: messenger RNA, 792 nt
Organism: Rosa chinensis
Lineage: Eukaryota; Viridiplantae; Streptophyta; Magnoliopsida; Rosales; Rosaceae
Product: universal stress protein YxiE
Exons: 4
Coding region: 77-601 (174 amino acids)
Source: RefSeq, a predicted model, not a curated record
AAGCCCCAUAUAGCUCAUAAGUGGACUGCUCUUUGGUAUAGUGUAUCUCUUUGAAACCCUAAAAGCAAAGACAAAAAUGGGCGAGGUAGUAGAAAAUGGAGGAGCUGAGAUUGCUAAGAAGCCAGUUAUGGUGGCAAUUGAUGAAAGUGAGUGCAGUCACUAUGCCCUCAUGUGGGUUAUUGACAACCUCAAAGAGUCCAUAACUACCAAGUCACCGCUGCUCAUCUUCAUGGCGCAGCCUCCUCCGGCCAGCAGCAUCACAUUCGCGGCCCCUCUCGGGGCUGCUCGCAUGUAUUGCCCUCCCACUCCAGAGUUUGCCAACAAUAUGCAGGAAAAUCAUAGGAAGCUUACAGUGGCUCUGUUGGAGAGAGCUAAAGACAUAUGUGCUAGUCAUGGGGUGACUGCGAAGACGGUUACAGAUAUUGGGGAUGCUAAAACAGCCAUAUGUGCUGCAGUUCUAAAAUACAAUGUCAAUUUGCUUGUUCUAGGUGAGCGUGGACUCGGAAAAAUCAAAAGGGCUAUCCUUGGGAGUGUUAGCAACUACUGUGUUCAGAAUGCCAAGUGCCCUGUUCUUGUUGUGAAGAAAGCACAGAUUGUUUGAUGUGAUUCAGAUUCCAGAAUCCAGCAUGUAAAUAAUUGCAUCAGAAGAAUGUCGUGUGAUAUCAAAUAUGUUUUACUUGGAAUUCUAGCUUCUAAUUAUAUCAAGUGAAUGAUGGCAAUGUAAUGAUACUUUGUGUUUUCUUUUGACAGAGUAGUACUGGUGAAAUCCUAUGAGUCUUGUGUUUGUUAGUA